Molecule: messenger RNA, 2837 nt
Organism: Pocillopora verrucosa
Lineage: Eukaryota; Metazoa; Cnidaria; Anthozoa; Scleractinia; Pocilloporidae
Source: RefSeq, a predicted model, not a curated record
AAACUGAAAACGAAAGGAGUUGAAAUAGGGGCGCACUUAGCCAGUUGAAUAUUAAGUCUUGCCUUCUUCCUAAGAGAAGAAUCUAGCUGCUAUUUCUCUGAAGAGGAAACAUUUGCAGAAUUUGCAAUUAAGUUUAACAGAUGUUCAUUGAAGCUAUGGACCACAGCCACGGGGCCUACCUCAAAACUUUCAUGUUAGCCUUCGAUACCAUAAAGAACCUCGUCGCCAAGUAUUUAUCUGUUCGACGUUGCCAAGCGGCUUGAGUGCAUAAAGAAACUGCUAUAACCUGAGUACGAGUGGGAAAAAUCAGUGUGAUCCGCAAAUUCGUCUUCAGAAAUGGAUUUCGCUAUGAAUAAUAAUACGCUCGACCCGAAUGUUGGGAUGACUGAGAGCAUUAUUCAUGAGCAUCAGCUGCCCAAGUUGAUAGGACCGGAAAAGUGGAGAGAUUUGGCGCGAAUGUUAGACUUCAGCGAAAAUGACAUUGACAUGAUCCAAGCUGAAAAGACCAAUUGCCCCAAGGAAUGUUGUAUCGCUGUCAUUGUAAAAUGGAUCCAUCGAAGGGGACGGGAUGCUACUGUUGGAAAGCUUGCAGAUGCCCUGACUAAGAUAGAACUCAAGAACGUGGCUGAUAUAUUGCUGGGUCCGAUCAAUGGUAAAAAAACCAUCUCUAUUGAAGUUAGAGGAACUAUUGAGGUAGACAAUACAAACCAGAUCAUAUUGGGCAACGACAGUACUAGGAGGUCAACGUUCUUUGUGUGGGAGACCAAAACAAAAGAAUUUCAUACAUCUUUGAAGGAAAUCAAAGAGUAUAUACAUAUCAUCGACCAGGUUGUAGGAAAUACACCCAAGCAAACAGAACAUGUCGUGGUUGAAGAUCUUACCUGCAAAGUUAACCAAAUUUCCGAGGACAUAGAGAAUCUUCAAAAAACACUUUCAGACAUAAAAUCCAGUUUGGAAAUGCCUGAAUUAAAAGGUGAAACCUUCACAAUGCAAGGAAAGUUGGAGUUCAUCGGCAAACAGAGCAGAACAUUGGAGGAAGUGUACACUAAAGUAACAAGAAUGACAGGCCAAGCUUGUGCAUGUGACAAGUUCGUUAGGAGACAGUUCUAUGAUUUUACCUUUUGCAACUUAAAAGCCGUACAUGAUGAUCUGAACGCUCGUGUCGCCGACCUGAAGUCAGCAGACACAAACCUCACAAAGGAAGAAAAUGAGAAGCUUCAAAUUCUGCUGGCAGACCAAAGAGGAAGAGAAAAACAGGUUGAGCAGUUGGAAGCAACGCGGGCGCAGCUAUUCUUCUGCGCUGAGGAAGAACAGAGGAUAUCUCAAUACUCAACACCAGAGAGACGAAAAUCAGCGCCAUCUAUUCCAGUGCAGGUAAAUUUAGACGAAUAUGAAAGUUCUAAAUGUUUUUUAGCAAAGGAAAUCAAAGACUAUAUGAAUACUACCGACCAGUUUGCAGGAAAUACACCCAAGCAAACAGAACAUGGCGUGGUUGAAGAUCUUACCUGUACAGUUAACCAAAUUUCCGAAAGCAUAGAAAAACUUCAAAAAACGCUUGCAGACAUAAAAUCCAGUUUAGAAGUGCCUGAAUUAAAAGGAGAAACCUUCACAAUGCAAAGAAAGUCGGAGUUCAUCGGCAGACACAGCAGAACAUUGGAGGGAGUGUACACUAAAGUAACAAGAAUGACGGAUCAAGCUUGUGCAUUUAAAGAGUUCGUCAGGAGACAGUUCUAUGAUUUUACCUUUUACAACUUAAAAGCUGCACAUAGUGAUCUGAACGCUCGUGUUGCCGACCUAAAGUCAGUGGACACGAACUUCACAAAGGAAGAAAAUGAGAGGCUUCAAAUUCUGCUGGCAGACCAAAGAGGAGGAGAAAAACAGGUUGAACAGUUGGAAACAACGCGGACGCAGCUAUUCUCCACUGCUGAGGAAGAACAUAGGAUAUCUCAAUAUUCAACAUCAGAGAGGCGAAAGUCAGCGCCAUCUAUUCCAGUGCAGUUACCAUCAGCAAAUACAGAUGGGGUGUCGCCGAGGAAAUCCACCAAGAUCAAACGAAAUAAAACAUGGAGUCUUUUUAGAAGCUGGAGGAAGAGCAGUGAAAUACCUGCAGUGAAGAGCAGUGAAAAUAUGUGCAAUCUUGUUUCCUAUUCCCAAAAGGCUCCGGAGGAUUCUUGACUCCAAAGGAAGGUCUUGAGUAAAAAGUUGAAGGUCACAUGUUGCUAUGCAUUAUUCUAUUGACACCAUAUACACUUGUUAUGGCCAACGAAAAACAUGUUUCAUGUCUAGAAGAAUCUCUCUAGGACUUGAUUUCCUUACGUAGUUAAAGGAAAAAAAGAGGGACUCAGUUAUGCAAAACGGAGCAUCUGCCAUCUUUACCAAAUGGGCUAUUUCUGUUACGUUUCUAAUCUGAUGGUUAAGCAUGCAAGGUCUUCAAGCUGCCCUAGAGGAAACGAGCUAUAAAAAUUCAUCCUAUUACGAUAUGUUGGGAGGAAUUACUAACAUAGGAUAAGUAUGAUGAUUUGUUGCUCAUUUUGCUCUAUUACUAAAGAUAUUUCAAGAGACAAGCUAAGAGUAAGAAGACGCUGCCACCUUUUGGGGCAAAAUUUUAACUUCAAGGCCGUAGUAGAAAAGUAUGAAUAAAAACUGGCAUACGCGUGGGCAUUAAACAUUAAAAAGUUUACGUAAUUGUAACGUGUAGAAUAAUAACAUGAAACUUAGUAAGAAUAGAAUAAAUGUGCAUUUAUAGAAAGUAGGCUCAAAGGAUUCAGGCUUGGAGAUUGUCAACAUUAUUAAAGCUAGGCUAUUUCAUUUAAAACAAUCAGGUUUUACAAAAUUUA